Molecule: messenger RNA, 2172 nt
Organism: Cylindrotheca closterium
Lineage: Eukaryota; Bacillariophyta; Bacillariophyceae; Bacillariales; Bacillariaceae
Source: the annotation of a GenBank genome assembly
AUGAUGGAAGAAACUGAGAUGAGCGAAUCAAAACGAUUGACGAAAGCGAGGGAAAUAUUGCGGCAAGUUACAGAAGAGGCACCGGAACAAAUGGGACUUGGCUCAGGUGUUCCUCUCCCAUUUUUCAACGCUACGGAAGUUCCAGAGAACGUUUGGUCCAACGGGCUUUUGGAUGGAAGUGACGCGAUUGUACGGUAUAAAUUUCGCAAGGGAGUCAAGGUAGCCGAACCGCUUGUGAAGUAUUCUCCUGAAAAGGCGGAGAAAGCUUUGCUCAACCAGCCAAACAGGUGGAUUGUACGUAACAUUCAAAUUGCGUUUCCCAUUGGGUUCUGGGCCUUCUCUGUAGUCUCUGAUUUCAUCUUGGGAAAGACCGACCGAAGACGAGAAAGAGCACAACAGCUUCAGCGUGCAAUCUCCGAGCUUGGUCCUGCUUUAAUCAAGGCAGGCCAGGCUCUUGCUAGUAGGCCAGAUCUGUUGCCCAAGGAAUAUCUCGAGGAAAUGCAGCUUUUACAAGACAAGGUACCUCCAUUCGAUAGCGCAUUAGCGUUCCAAUGCGUGGAGGAGGAGUUGGGAGUUAAGUUUCUGGAUGUGUUCGAACUAGUCAGCGAAGAGCCUGUUGCAGCUGCGUCUAUUGGACAAGUAUACAAAGCAAAGCUGAGGACAACAGGGCAAGAGGUUGCUCUUAAAAUACAGCGUCCCAAUUGUGAGGACAUCAUUGCUUUGGAUCUUUACAUUCUUCGGUGGUGGUCAGGGAUCUACACAAACAUUUUCAAAGUGUUCAAACGAGAGAUCGAUGUGCAAUCUAUCAUUGAUGAUUUUGGCGAGCUGAUUUAUCGCGAAAUCGACUAUAUUGCUGAAGCUGCUAAUGCACAAAGGUUUAAUGAACUCUAUGCAAGCAUUCCUGACGUAUUUGUACCAAAGGUUUACUCGGAUUUAACGACCAGAAAAGUUUUGGUGAUGGAAUGGGUAGACGGUGUCCGGCUCACAGAUUCAGCGAGUCUAGCCAGAUAUGGCUUGGAAACGAGCAAACUUGUAGACACACUCGUCCAGUGCAGCCUCCAACAAAUUUUGGAGAACGGAUUUUUCCAUGCGGAUCCACAUGCCGGCAAUCUUCUUGCGUGCGCUGAUGGUCGGCUAUGCUACCUCGACUUUGGUAUGAUGUCAUAUGCGGACCGUCGACAGCGCAAUGGUUUUCUCCUUGCGGUGGUCCAUAUCGUGAACAGAGAUUGGUCAGCGCUGGUGAACGUGUAUCAAAAGUUGGGUUUCAUUCCUGAAGAUAUCGAUGUAAAACCAAUCGAGUUCGCUCUUGACAAAGCCCUUCCAGAUGUGCUGAACUCUGAAAUAUCAGAGGUAAACUUCAAGAAUAUAGUGAACAAACUGGGGGAUAUCAUGUACAAGUUUCCUUUCUGCUUACCUCCGUUCUAUAUCGCAAUCAUACGGUGUCUAGGAGUUUUGGAAGGAUUGGCAAUACAAGUUGACCCCACAUCAAGAAUAAUAAGUGAAGCAUACCCUUAUGUUGCGAGUCGCGUUUUGACUGACCCUCAAGAUGACUUGCAAGAGGCAUUACGACGUCUGGCGCUCACUCCUGAUGGAAAGAUACGGUGGAAUCGGCUUGAGGGGCUUUUUCAGGAAGCUCGAGGAACUCCACGUUUCGACGUGGUUAUGAGUUUUGAUGUUCUGACAGACUAUAUCCUCUCAGAUGACGGUGAUAUAUUGCUGGAAGAUUUAUCAGAACAGAUUGUUAUCGCAGUAGACAGUCUCGGAGUUGAGGGCGUCUCUUACCUUUUGAAAUUCACGAGGGCACUUAGAAUAAGUGACGAGGUUGCCGCUAUCCGGGCCUCCAGAUCUCUUCGACUACUAUUAGAUGGAAAUGUGCAAGAUGAUGCUAAAAAACUCUUUCCAGAACCAACGCCUGCAAUGCAACGAUUUAAUCGUCUGUUGAACCUUCUGGACCUGUCUGGAGACACUGACACGGCAAAGUUCAUCCCAAUAUUCCGGAAGCUGGCACAGGAGCCAAAAGUACAAAGAGCCGCUGGUGAGGUAGUAGCAAAGUUAGGGGAAAGGGCCUUAAGUCGGUCGCUCCGAUUUGUGUUCGGUCUUCCGCCGCCUAAGUUUGACGGCGACUGUAAUGCUGCAUCUACUGUUUUUGAAGAAAGCAUGGUCAGGUAUUAG